GCGGGGCAGGAACAGCCGCCUGGGGUGUUUGGUGACGUAGGAGGUUAAAGGUCUAAAAAUCAGGCAGCAUCAGCCACAGAGCGUUCAUGCGGAGAUGAGUGGAGGUUAAAAACUGUCCUGAAUAAUGGUAGUGACUGCUGGUUAGACAAAAAUACAGCUUCGCAACCAUCGCAGUCCGGCGUGAGACACAAGUCACCGGAUGAAGGAGCGCUCCCAGGAUGGCAGGGGUGUUCGACAUCGACUUGGAGACUGAGGACAUCAGUGAUACAGAGGAUGAUGUCUGUGACUUCACUGUGACAGAGCCGGAGGAUGCUCAGACAGAAGAAGUGGAGCUGACCAGUGAAAGUGUCAACAGAGACAGUGAGAGAGUCGGUCCUGACUGCUUUGAGCUUCUCACUGUACUGGGAAAAGGAGGCUAUGGCAAGGUUUUCCAGGUGAGGAAGGUUCAAGGAGCCCAGACGGGGAAAAUAUUUGCCAUGAAGGUCUUGAAAAAGGCCAAGAUAAUCCGUAAUGCGAAGGACACGGCCCACACACGAGCCGAGCGGGAGAUUCUAGAGACGGUGAGGCACCCGUUCAUCGUGGAUCUGCUCUACGCUUUCCAGACUGGGGGAAAACUCUACCUCAUACUGGAGUGUCUGAGUGGAGGGGAGCUGUUCAUGCAGCUGGAGAAGGAAGGCAUCUUCAUGGAGGACACCGCCUGUUUCUAUUUAGGGGAGAUCACACUAGCCCUUGGUCACCUUCACUCUAACGGGAUAAUCUACCGAGACCUCAAACCUGAGAACAUCAUGCUCAACCACCAAGGUCACAUCAAGCUGACUGACUUUGGCCUCUGUAAGGAAUCAAUUCAUGAUGGAGCUGUCACACACACCUUCUGUGGCACCAUAGAAUACAUGGCCCCAGAGAUCCUGACCAGGUCAGGUCACAACCGAGCGGUAGACUGGUGGAGUCUGGGAGCCCUGAUGUACGAUAUGAUGACUGGAUCGCCACCUUUCACUGCUGAGAACAGAAAGAAGACCAUUGACAAGAUCUUGAAGUGUAAACUCAGUCUACCGCCAUACCUGACCAUUGAUGCCCGGGACCUCAUCAAAAAGCUGCUGAAGAAGAGUCCAGCCCAGAGACUCGGUUCUAGUAAAGCAGACUGCGCUGACAUCCAGAAACAUCCGUUCUUCAGGCACAUCAACUGGGACGAUCUGCUCAACAAGAGAGUAGAGCCGCCUUACAAGCCACAGCUGCAGUCAGAAGAGGAUGUCAGCCAGUUUGACACCAGGUUCACCAGACAGACUCCAGUGGACAGUCCAGACGAUACCUCGCUCAGCCACAGCGCAGAGCACGCCUUUGCUGGUUUCACAUACGUGGCUCCAUCGGUUCUAGAGAGUCUGAAGGAAGGUUUCUCAUUCGAGCCCCGAACACGCCCCGUACGCCGACACAACAGCAGCCCCCGCACACCCAUCAGUCCUCUGAAGUUUUCCCCGGCAGGACCCUUCAAAUCCAGCAUCGAUGGAGAGCCAGACAUCCUCUCCCCGACCUCCCCUCCGGCAGCUCCAGCUCCCAAGCCACUGGAAAACGGAACCACCACUCAGCCGAUCAGGACCCCUGCAAGGAACAAGAAGCAGAAAGGCCAACGCAGAUGAAGAGGAAGAGGAAAUGUCCAAAGAGCCUGCCCACUCUACAAGACCUCAGCCAAUCAGUGUGUCAGGGGAGUCAGUUGUUUUUGUUUUUGCAGGUAUCUUUUAGCAUGGUUUAACUGCAAGGUCUCCAUACGAAAUCAAAAGCUGAUGGUCUGUUCUUUUGCCUCAUACUCAUGUUUGAAUAUUAAAACAGCAAGACACUGCAGAAAAAGCUCCUUUCUACACACUCGCCCAGCACCUAACAUCAUAUUCACUGUGUCCAGGUGGGCCAUCCCACACAGAUUUUGUGGUGAAAUUUCCAUGCUUUGACUUUGCUGAGGUCUUUUUUGAGCAGCUCAACUUUUGUCUUGGAUUGUAACUUCGAGUCUUCAAAUUACAGUCACCUCAUUUCUGUAAUUAUGGUGCUAUUUGACAGUGGCUGUGCACAUGAGGAACAAUGAAAAUAUAAAUAGGGUUGGAAGGAGGGCACCUGUGCGGAGCUAUUUUUAUUUGCUAUGAUUUAUAACAUGCUUCAUAGGUUCAUUCAAAUGGUUCAUUUUUCUAAACCAUGAGCACUUAAGGUCAGGUGAAUGAUGGACCUGUUGCUAACAAAUUAAGUUUGAGUUUGUAUGUAAAAUUGUAGUAUCAUUACAGAAUAGAUAGGCUGUGAUCUAAAGUGUUCUGCUUUUGUGUUUGGAUAUCAAAGGCUGGUGUUUUUAUUUGAGAGCUCAUAAACUACUUCUCUUCCAAUUAGGGAAAAAAAUGUGGAACUGACCUUUUAAUCAAAGGGUUUUCUAGGCAACUGUUAACCCCACAGCCUAAAAAGGUGCAGAAUCAGUUCAUUUGCUUGGGUGAAACCAUGUCACAUAUAAAGACAUUGGAUGGAAUGCAUCGUUGUUGUUGUUUUUUUUUUUUAAAGAAUGGAAGAUAGGAUCUGUACAGUGCAUUUCUAUCUGAAAAUUACGUCAAAUGUUUUAUUUUUUUUCUGUGUUUCUGAUUUUUGUGAGCUUUCUAUGAGGGCAAACAGUGAAUCUGCAUGUCUACUGCCAAAGCAUUUUACUCUGCUGUCUUCACAAUGUAAAACCUGAGCUAUCAUAGUAGAGUACAAUUAAGGAUAGUCCAGUUUUAUCCAUUUGGAUAAGCAAGAGGGAUGUAUUUGUACUGAUUUGCAUUAACAAGGAGGAUGCCAUCAUUCACCCCUCCUCUGUCCUGCUGACUUUGGGAUCAAAGUGUUGAUAUGUAUUUGCACACAUCAUCCACUCAGACGCCUUCCAGACAUUCAUGCACACAUUGACACACUUAAUUGUAAUUUUUUCCUAUAUAGUUAGCCGCUGUUUAAACCAGGCAUGCCCUGAAAAGACAAGAUAAUCUUUUGUAAAAAGAAGUGUAUUUUGAGUUCACAAAACAAAACAUAUUUUUACACAUUAACUUUAGGUCAAGUAGUAUUUGAAAAUGUGCGAAAACAUCAAAUAUAUUUGGAGUGUUUGCAAGACGGAUGGUGCAUUUCCGGUUGCUGUGUUUAGUUGCUGCAGGCACGCUCAGUUACAGCGAUUGUCUGACUGGACUGUGGAUGUGGGCUCAUUCUUAAUAGAGUCUGCUGAAAAUAUAGUGAAGCUGCAGCUCAUCUGUUUAUAACUUCUGAUUUGUUGUGAAUCCUGCUAUGUAUUAUUUUCAAGUAUAAAUGAAUCCUGAAUUAUUACCGCAAACACACAGUCAAGGAUUGUAUGAGUCUUAAGACGCAGCGGCAACUCUUGGAGGCAUUCAAGAUAGAAGAAAUAAUUGCAGCUGUUACACAAGAAAUGAAGAUAGAAAACAAAAAUCUUGUUGCUCAGUUUGUCUUGGUGAAAUUAGCCAUCUCCUACCAGUACAGCUACACAUCAUUACCACUUAUUUAAUGACCUGGAGAGCUUAUGUGGUUGUUGAUAGGGUCAGAAAUAACAGCAUUAAUAUGAAUAAGAUGGUGGCCUACAAAGCUAAUAAUUUCCUACUGGCUAAAUCUACAUUGUUUGAGAAUGCUGCCCGUAUAUCAAGCCUUUACAUAUCUGUCUGCCACAUUUGUGGAUCAGCUUUAGCAGACAGUCUUUCCACCUCUUGUCAAAUACGUCAAAUCAAGCUGUCUUGGUUUUCAAGAAUAGUAAUCAUAAGCAUACACUGUUUUGUCCUGGUCCUGAUCCUGAGUCUGAAAUGUGUCUUUUGGGCUGUGAACAAACAACCUGUGUGGUUCACCUGGACCUGUAUUAUACCUGGGGAAUGGGUAACACUUCCAAUUGCAGCUUUUUUUCUGUAUCGACAGUUUAGAUAGUAGCAGAUGAAAAAAUUAUGGCAGUGAGUUGUUAAAGAGCUCGAUGCUACAAGGUAAAAGGAGAACAGGUCAAGCUUUACCUGGCUCAAGUCUAACCGAAUGCAGAAGUCCUGCCAUUUAAAGUGCUGCCGGUGGCGGCUGAACCAGCCAUGCCAAAAUGUGCUCAGUUUUGUGUAUCUACACCACUAAUGAAAGUAAAAGAGCAGUAAUCUAAAGUGUUACCACAUCAUGUAUUUCAGCUUUACAGAUUUGAGGUAUACAUAUAUAGAGAGUAUCUAUAUAUAUUUAUGGGAAGAGGUGUUGUAAAUACAUUUUGCAAAUGUGCUUUCUAAAACAUUUCACUGAAUAGUAUUUAGUGGAACGUGCAGGUGAUUUUAUUGUCAUUGCUGAAUAUUUUAUGAAAUUUUAGUUUUCUUUUAUGGUCAUAUAUUUUUUCUUUCUCUUGCUAGCUGGUGAAUGUGUGGAGAAUAAAGACAAAUGGACUGUUGAGGAGAGAGUCUUGUACUGAUAA
Molecule: messenger RNA, 4420 nt
Organism: Myripristis murdjan (pinecone soldierfish)
Lineage: Eukaryota; Metazoa; Chordata; Actinopteri; Holocentriformes; Holocentridae
Product: ribosomal protein S6 kinase beta-2-like
Exons: 16
Coding region: 219-1631 (470 amino acids)
Biological process (GO): signal transduction; protein phosphorylation
Molecular function (GO): protein serine/threonine kinase activity; ATP binding
Source: RefSeq, a predicted model, not a curated record